AUGAGGAAGGAACGUGACAGUAUUACAGAGCCUUAUGGGGAAUCAGGUAAUUAUUAUCGUGAUACAACCAAAAUCUUCCGACCCGCCAUGCGAUACAUAAUUGCUAGACAGACUGGUCCCCACAAAAUUUUACUGUGAACAGACAUGUAACGUUAUGUUUUGACGCUCCAGUGACCAAACCUGCAUUGGUUGUUGAGUUUACUUUUAUUCCGGCAGCAGGUAAUGAACUGGUGGUGUGUGUUUAAUUGAUAAGUCAUCGUUGAAUCGCUGGUGAGUGAACAAUUUUUGUCAACACUAUAAAUGCCAGAUGAGUUUAGCCACGACCGUGAACAGGAAACAAUGCUUACGACUAUAUGUCACCGGAAUGGAAGCUAAAGAAGAAAUCCAGUUGUAAAUGAAGAAACUUUUAAAUACUUCAGCGAAUAUAGUGAAACUGAUGCAGCAGGUAUGUUUGUCAUUAACUUCACUUCACUUUUAUCUCAUCCUUAAGCCUUUGCUCGAGCAAAAGCGCGCUUAAUACAGAUAUUUUUUAAGUGAUUACAGGCGACCAACUAUAAGAGCCUUAACAAAAUAAAGGGGACUGAUAAUUUAAAGCUCUUUAUUUUCUCAAUGAUGUUCUUCAUUUCUCUUGUGUGACACUGGUGAAUCUCUGCGUUUGGAACAUUUGUGAUUUCUUGACACUUGUAACAGGUGACUUAAAGGUUUAUACUCUCAGCCAAUCGACAGGCGUUUCCCAGUUUACGAAUGACGUAAUCAGCAGGUCAGUGGCUUACGUGGCCUAAUCUCUGAAAGCCACUUGAGUGCAUUGCUCAUCCGUGUACUAUUCUGAUUUGCUAAUACCAGCAGUUCACUUGUUCACAUGCUUAUUACGUCACUCAACUGCUUAAAAACAUCUCAACUCACCAAUUUCUUUUUUUUCGGGGAAGAAAGACUUACGAUUAUAAACUGUUGGCCAUAUUCCUUGCAGCGAAGAAAUUCUCCUCAGGGGACGAUGAUGUUUCAAAAGUGACACAGGAGUAUUCAACUGCAACACCGAACUCAACAAAUAGUGACUGCGGCGAUGAUUUUUUUGUGUUCAUACUGAUCUACUGAUCAACUGUGUGGCUGACAAGUUAAAACGGUAAGAUAUUAUUUCAAUCACGAUUAUUUAAAGACUCUCUACAAAACUGUAGUGUCGCCCCACGCGACGCUGUGAAGAAACCACAGAUAAAUGUCAAUACUGGUGCAAUUCUAUGUUUCGUGAUCGUUCAGAUACGCACUGACGAGUCGUUUAAUACUCUAAUACGAUUUUUUGGUAAUUCUUGUCAGGAGUUACUGUUUAUUGACAGUAGUUUGGAAAGGCAAGGAUGAUUUGAGGUAACAGGCAAAUUAAACAGUUUCAUUCAUUAAAUUUGAGAUAAUAAGCUUUUAAUGGCGUUCUCCAUCAUUGUACUAAAAUCCCUUAAGAAUAGGGCCGGGGCUAACGCCAACUGAGAAAAGGUUAAUUGUUCCUCCACAAUUUGAAUUAAUCUUGCAUUAAUUUUCACGUCUCUCGACCAUUAAAGCAACUAUCUCAGUGUAUGAACACACUCACUCAUGGACCUUUUUCAUCAUUCUGUGACGUUUUGGUCACCAAAGAAGGCGAAUGACACUAUUCCUCGAUAAAGCUGCCAUGAGUGUGUUUAAUAUUCUCGCAUCUUUGUGGCGAAUCAUUUUUAUGUUCACUGUCGCAAUGUAUCUUUUUUUACCGAGUUCAAACAACCAGUUACCUGUUGAACCUGUUAGAGAGAUCGUAAAAAAACGCGUGAAUAUUUUUUUAACUAACUCUAUUUUUGAAGGAAAUUUUGAAAUAAAUGUUUGAAGUAGUCUGAAGUUUCUGACAAAACUUACGUGCAAGGAUAUCAUUAACAACCUUUUUGAUCAGCUAUUGACAGCAGUAAACAUGCCACAUCAAACCAGGCAAAGGAUGAAAUGGGGCUUUUUCCUUUUCAUUUUCCAAAUUGAAUUUACUUUUGGAAUCAAUCAGGCGAUUUGAGUGCGUGUAGACGUCAUAGACCAACGAAGCACCCUACAAAAAAAAAAAAAAAAUUCGGUCAUCACUGAUUCCGUUAGGUUAUUGACCGAUUAUUUCCACAAUUGUUAUACUUGUUUUGCCUCAAACGAUAGUUUUUUUCCCUCUGGGAACUGUUCUAUAAUUAAUGUAGUAAUAAUUACAUACUUUUACUGCUUCUUCUAGGUGCCAAAGUUUUGUUAGCGAAAUAUCGUUCUGGUGCAAGUGGCAUAAGUGUUUUCUGUGAAAACGCCGCUCAUAUGAUAACUCCAUAUGACAUGGAUGGUCCACAAAAUGACUCUGACAGGUGGAGUUUUUAUGGAACAAAGACAUUGCAAAGUCUUUUGCAGCAAUAUCUCUCAGAAACUUCAGUAUCAUCGUAUACAGAAAUUGCUUCCCAUCGGCAAAACGUGAAAGCGAAAGAGCUUGGUAGCAUCUUCACCGAAGACGUCCAAGAACAUGAGAGUUCUCUCGCUCCUCCUCCACUUCUUCAUCGACCCACAAAGCGAUCCUUAGAGCAAAGCCAAAUGAGUGUUGCAUCGCCAGACUCUAAGCACCCAAGACUAGAGAGUUGUUCUGCUUAUUUCGACCAUCAAAGAGGGGGAGUGCUGCAAGAGCCUUUUGAUGUCAGGGAGCAAAUGUUCGAGAGGACUCGGUCGCUUGAAAACUCACUGAAGCCAGCAUUUCCCCCUCCACCGCUGCUGAAGCAGACAGUAGUGAACACUAAUGGACGGAAAUCCCAGAUAACUACACACUUCAAUCAUAAAGAAAUUUUCCACCAUACAACUGCUAAAUGGAGCACAAUAAUGGAUAGUGAUCAAUGUGGGACUAAAACAGCUUCUCCGGACGAUGCUACAAAUAGCAAAAGAGUUCUUGAUCAUAGACUUCCGAUAAAGGACGUAGCCAAUGGGAGACAUCCAUCACCUGAGGGGAACGGAAAGCAAAAGGUUUUUACAGCACAACCUGUGCCGCGACAAAUAACAACCGAUGAUCACUCAUCUUGUGGAGGGUAUGCCUUUGAUCACAUGGCGAUGCCAAAAAUUGUUGCAGUGCAUUCCGUUUCAAAGAGCACACGAGAUGAGGACGAAUGGGAGAGAAAUAAAGCCUUUAUUUCCAAGGUUAAAGCCGCUCGAGAUAGAUCAUUUCACGGUGGGACGCCCGUUGAAGUGCAUGGACAAGCAAGGGAGAAACUGCAGGAAGUACCCCACCUCAAAACUAGACCAGUCAGAUCGCAAGACCAACAAAGUUUUCUUCAAGAUCACCAUUUGCAGAAGGGCACACGUCAAACCUCUUCUACUGAUGUUGGAGACAGAUCCAUGGAUAUCUCGUUUGAGCGUUUUGCACUUUAUCAUCUGCUCUCAAAAUUCCAAGGAAAUGUUGAGCAGGUCAAAAGCGUUUUAAAGGAGAACAUGCAAAAGGAAUGGUUAGAGUAUUCUCAAGGAAGUAUUGAUCCUAACAAACAGACGCUGAGUGGAGUGAAUUUGAAUGAGCUGCGCAAACUCUAUGACGUCUGGUGUACGUUAAAAAAGAGCCAAAAAAAGGAGACUCGAAGCGGAUAUUUGGAGAACAUUUUAAAGUCUCAGGAUUCCGAGCAGUAUAGAGUAAAAACAAGCUAUGGAUUAAACUUUCAAAAGAACCAUGAAGUCAGUCAAAGUAACUCUCAACUUUCCCCAAGUACGCAGCUCUUUAAGGCUAUUUCUCCAGGAUACUGUUCUCCACGAAAUCUGUCCAAAUCGGCAGUUCAUCAGACACCUGUGAAUCCUUCUCCCGUUUCUUUGAAUUCACAGCGUGUUCACAACAAUGUCACCGUGGAAAAAGCAGAAAGCAUUUCCAUGCAGCACUCGCCUAUGAUUAUCCAAGAGAAGAUUUACAGUUUUUCACGGAGCUCAUCUUUAAAUGGGAAAAUCGGCUCCAAAUCCACCUUUUCACCUGUUUUGGCUUCUUUCCGUGACCACGACAUCAAGACAGCAGAACUUAUCAAACACGCACAAGUGCAACCGAAAACCAAUCAGGUUUACUCUUGCGAUGAUAGUCAAUUGACAUUUGAUGGUCCGAAGAGAGAUGGAGUAAGCGCUAUUAUCGGUCACAUCCGUCAUGUCUCUAGAAACUCUCAGAGAACAGACAUUGAAAAGGAGACAAAGAGUGGUUCAAACAUUUCGCUUCGUGCCUCUGUUCUUCAGCACUUUCCACAAACAAUUUCCAAGCCAACACAAAAGGAGUCGCUUCCUUUUGUUAAUUCACACACAACAACAACAUUCUGUAACAACUUUAUCAGUAGUUCAUGCAAGGAAUCCGCGCAAUCUGACCAUCAUGCUGCCAAAAAAGCCAUGCAUUUAGACGCCCGCAGUAUUGAAAUUGGCAGCAGUCAUGAAACAAAGUCAAGCUAUCUCUGGCGCUUCAAAGGGGGAAAAUUGAUUAGUGACAACAUGCCCAUUCUCCGUACUGAAAAACCAGUAGCAGAAAUUGAUGCGAGGACGAUGAAUAACAUUAAAGAGCCUGAAGUUGUGGUAAAACGUGAAGGCCAUGCCCCUGGGCAGCAGCCAUGCCACAGAGAUUCAAACUGGAAGUCCAUUCCUCAAGGGUGUCCGCUUGUUAGUUCAACAGCAGAGCAGGAACAUAAGAAAGUGUGUGGUGCUGCAGCUUCUGGUAAGCGGUGCUACUGUGUUUUGGAACCCAACUGCCGUCCACAAAGGGAUAAAACAUCAAUUGAUCCUCUUCAAAGUAUGCAAAAUAUGAUAAACAGAGCAACAGAAAGUUCACCGAGACACCGUCCCUCGCAAAUCCAUGCUCAAAGACCAGACACUACGGAGAAAACAGCAAAGAAUAUUGUAGCCAAUAACAGUGCACAGGUAUACCAGCGGCCAAGCACUAUCGUCCGGAUUUCAACCAAUGCACACGACCGCCAACAGUCCAAAGAAACAGUCAGUGUUUCAAGUAAUGAGCAGUCUGGCCGGCAAUCUGCAGCCAACUUCCAUUUUACCACGAGCUCGCAAGAAAAAAAGCUAUCCUACACUACUGUCAAAGUAACAAGUACUGCCAACGGAAAUCAACAACCCACUCCAAGUCUCCUUAUUUCACCUGCUGCACAAUCAAGUAGCCAAAAUAUUUCGAGUAACGAGCAAUUUAACGGACCCUCCAGUGCAGGCUUACGCGCUUUUGGAAAUGUAAAGGAACAAUCCAGUGCCAACGUCCACCUGUCAUAUGAUAAGCAGAUAAACCAACGACCCAACUCCACUGACACGCAUACUCAGUAUAACGAACCAAACACCCAUCAACGUAUUGCUAACCGGCAAGAAUUUUUUCGUGCCGAAGAAGUGAACAAUUUGCUAAUCCCUCGCUCGCAGAUAAAACAGCAGCCUGGGAAUGAUACUGGGAUAGUUGUUUCGUGUACUGUCCGCCAAACAAACCAACAAAGAACCCAGCAAUCAAACACAAUUGCCAACCUUGAAAACACUAUAUCAACAGGUCAGCUUACAAAUGGUAGCCUGGUUCUUUCUGGUGGCGCACUUGCAAACCAACAGUCUAACAUACAAAGCACAAUUUCCAAGGUUUCUGCGAAAACUGUGGUUAGGAUAGCCCCAAAGGUGGAAUCUGGUGCUAACGGCGAAAUAGAGAAACCCAAGAAAGCUGCGACCUCGAUUCCUAUCAAAUCUGAAAAAGCCAACGAUAAACAGUGCAGUUUUGUAACACCCCAUCCUCCAAAGAAACAGUAUACUUCUCUGCAACAGCUUGCUAAUAAAGUUAUCGAGACUAGACAGAGAAUCGAGACAGAGAGCAUUCCAUGGAAGAAAAAGAUUUUAAAAUCUCUCGAAGCCGUGCUGAUGAAACGGUUGAGAAAAGUAGAGAGAGAGACUGGGGAACAGGCCAAUCUAGGUGGCGGAAAAAUUUCUGAGACUGAAAAGAAUAAAGUCGGACAUCAGAAAGAAAAAUAG
This is a messenger RNA of Pocillopora meandrina, 5961 nucleotides long. The record is from the annotation of a GenBank genome assembly. NCBI's taxonomy places the organism in Eukaryota, Metazoa, Cnidaria, Anthozoa, Scleractinia, Pocilloporidae.